AUGAAGUUCCUGGGUGCCGUGGAGGCACUCUCCGUGCCAGGGAGGGAGGCGCUCCAGCUGCUGAACCAGAGCAACGUCUUCCACGUUGCGGAGGAUGCAGCCAUCCGAUUGCAGGGGCUCAUGCCGCCACAGCCAGAACAGCCGGUAACGCUCUUCCGCCACGAGGACCUCGUGGACUGGGUGGUCUUUUCAAUUACCUUUCUGGUCCUUGUGGUCUUUGACAAUUUGGUUCUCUUUGGGAAGUACGGCGGCAACAUGAGUUUUUCGAAGGCGCUGGCUUACUCCGUCUUCUGGCUGGUUUGCGCGGGUGGCUUCAACGGCUACAUCUUCUGGUCGCGCGGAGCAGAAGCAGCCUUCGACUGGGGCACGGGCUACAUGCUUGAGUGGAUGCUGUCCGUGGACAACUUGUUUGUCUUCAGGAGCAUCUUCCUCAUCUUCCACACUCCCAACAGCCACAAGCACAAGCCUCUCUUCUGGGGAAUCUGUGGUGCGAUUGUGUUUCGGAUGAUCUUCUUCGUGGUGGGUGAGGUCAUGAUGCACGCGUUCUGGGCCACCCACUUCUUCUUGGGGUUCUUCCUCAUGUACACAGGUUACAAGAUCCUCGGUGUCGAAGAUGACGACGAGGACGUUCCGAGCCAGAAUCCUGUCUUCCUCUGGAUCAUCAAGAAGAUCAAGCUCAUCGACGCCUACUCCCCGGAGCCCCGUUUCGUGCUGAAGGUGGCGCUGGACGCCAAGACCGAGGAGCCCGUCUUGCCUGACUGGACCCCGCAGAUGAUGCCCAAGGACUACAAUCCCGAGGUGGCGGAUGUGAUGCAGGGGCGCGAACUGAUCUACAGGACAUAUGCCACGCGCUUGAUGCUGGUGGUGCUCUGCCUGGAGUUGACGGACGUCAUCUUCGCUGUGGACUCCAUCUCGGCCAUUGUUGCGCAGAUUCCGGACCUCUUUCUCGCCUACACCGCGUGCGUCUUUGCGAUGCUAGGCCUCCGGGCGACGUUCUUCGCUGUGGAUGAGCUGGUGAAGCUCUUUACCCUCCUGCCCUACGCGGUUUCCGUGAUCUUGAUCUUCAUCGGGGCCAAGUUGGUACUGCGUGGUGUGAUCCACAUCCCAGCACAGGUCGUGUGCAUGACCCUCUUUACGGUGCUGCUGGUCAGUAUCUUGGCCUCCGUGGUGUAUGACCGCUUCCGUCCAAAGGACGACGAGGAGGGCAAGGCGAAGGACUACAUCUCCCCGCUCGCUGCCGGCAACUGCGGCAACGCGAGCUUCUUCCCUCAAAAGGCAGAGGACACGGAUGCCUCCUGA
Molecule: messenger RNA, 1299 nt
Organism: Symbiodinium sp. CCMP2592
Lineage: Eukaryota; Dinophyceae; Suessiales; Symbiodiniaceae
Source: the annotation of a GenBank genome assembly